GGCUGCGCAUCGGUCCAGUCGUUUGUCAGGUUUUGCCGGGUUUCGGUUUUUUUGGGCUCACUUUUGUAUUUUUGCAACGAUGUUUCAAGGUGGCGACAUGAUGAUGGACAUGGUGAAUGUACCGUCAAACCGUAGCGAAUAAGUGUCACUUUCAGUCGGUCUCACCGUACAUUCUAACCUUCGACUGCGUGCCCGAAAAAUGUCAAGUGCGUAUUUGCUAAACACAACACGAAACCCUGUGCGACAAUUAAGGUGGUGAAGAACCCGUGACGGAGAACGAGGCGUGUGUGGUAGGAUUGGUUGAGUUGGUGACGUGCCGUUGUUUAUGUCGUGCGAACUCAGUCCACCAGCAGACGUCAAAUCAAUUAACGCGGACGAACAGAACAUCAAUUGAGCUAAAUCUGAUGCCAUCACUUGAAUGCGUUGAAGUGUGACGGUGAACUCCAGUAGUUAUACGGGGGAUAUUAUUUCCCAAACCUCCCCCAAAAACCUGGUGGUUAGUUUUAAAGUGUUGCUUAAAGGUGACCUGAACGGUGUGGUGUCGAACGUGAGGCGAAAAGUUGUCGAAAGUUUGGCUGUACUCUAAACUGUGAAACAUGGAAAAGGAACCUGCCCCGGAAGGUGUUGAACUGCUGUCGGUGAAAUUAGAUGGAAGCCCAAUCACACCGUCCAUUUAUGAUCCGUACAAGUACAGAGAUGUGCCGAAUCCGACCUCUACACUCGGCACAUUCGUGCACGUCAUGAAGUCGGCCCUCGGCAUCGGAAUCCUUUCGGUACCGUACGCGUUCCGCAACGGUGGUCUCGUGUUUGGCGUGUUUGGUGCGUUCUUCUUCGCGAUGCUUUGCUCGCACAGUGCCCACAUUUUGGUCAGCACGUCGUACAAGAUUUGCAAAAAGGAACGCAUACCGGUGCUCGGUUUUGCCGAAACGGUGGAAAAAGCUUGCGCAAACGGUUCGGCAAGUAUACGCGCGCUCGGCACAGCGCUACGGAACAUCAUCGAUUGGUAUCUGAUGUUAACAACGGUCGUCGUGUUCAUCGUGUUCGUUGGCACCACGCUUCGGGAAGUGGUCAACUACCGUACCGGAUGGGACUGGAGCGAACGCACGUACAUACUGCUCGUCGGUGUACCGAUCCUGUUCAUCACGCAGAUACGCGAGAUCAAGUAUCUCGUACCAUUUUCAGCGAUUGCUGGAUUUCUUAUCCUUGCCAACAUCGUCAUCUCGCUGGUCUUUAUCUUUCAAGAGCCGCUCACACUGGAAAACCGACGCAUGUUUCCGACCGCCUCAACGGUCGCACCAUACAUGGGCAUUGUCUACUUCGCACUGGACGCAACGUGUCUUAUAUUUCCGUUGGAAAAUCAAAUGCGUCACCCGCAGCAUUACCUCGGGUGUCCCGGUAUCGUGAACCUGAACUACAUCUGUCUCGCCAUCCUGUACAGCUUCUUCGGUGCCGUUGGAUACAUCCGGUACGGUGAUGACGUCGAAAGCUCCAUCAUACUCAACUUUCCCACCGAAAACGUGCUGGUUUCGUGCAUACAAGUGCUAUCCGCUGUUGCGGUACUAUGCUCCAUUGGGUUGGUUUUUUACGUGCCCACCGAGAUUGCCUGGAAGAAAUUGCACACUAAAGUGCCGAAGCAAUGGACCGGAGUUGCCCAGAGUGGCCUAAGGCUAACGAUGCUGCUAGUGAACAUUGCCGCAGCAUGCGGUAUUCCACAUCUCGGCACAUUCAUGGGACUGCUCGGGGCCGUCCUGAACCCAAUUCUGGCCCUAUGGAUACCUCUAAUUGUUGAUACGGUGUACCGUUGGCCGAACGAUUUCGGCCGGCUAAGGUGGCGUUUGGUGAAAAAUGUGGCACUGUGCUGCUUUGGACUGUUCCUACUCGUAACCGGUACCAUUUCGAGCGUACGGAACAUUAUUCAACUGUACAAAUGAACGAUGACACUAAACUACCCACGGUCGGGGUAGGAUUGUGUGUGUAUGGCGCAUGUUGCUGACAAUUAUCAGAUAAAGGCAAAUACUUACACAGUAC
Messenger RNA from Anopheles funestus (African malaria mosquito), 2028 nucleotides. Its product is annotated as proton-coupled amino acid transporter-like protein pathetic. NCBI's taxonomy places the organism in Eukaryota, Metazoa, Arthropoda, Insecta, Diptera, Culicidae. The record is from RefSeq and is a predicted model, not a curated record. Gene Ontology annotation, cellular component: vacuolar membrane. Gene Ontology annotation, molecular function: amino acid transmembrane transporter activity. The transcript is spliced from 7 exons. Gene Ontology annotation, biological process: amino acid transmembrane transport. Bases 597 to 1931 code for a protein of 444 amino acids.